AUGGCUCCAAAGAGAAGACCAGUUCCUUUGAACAUUACGCCCAUUGGGGAGGGACAGGCCACCUCCAACACCAUUGAUGCUGCAUCAGAAGCCAACCUUGAGGCCUUACAAAAGAAGCUGGGCGAGCUGGACCUCGAUGAACAGCAACGGAAACGUCUAGAAGCCUUCCUCACCCAGAAAGCCCAGGUUGGGGAGCUGAAGGAUGAAGAUUUUGACCCGAUUUGUGAGUUGGGCGCUGGAAACGGAGGAGUGGUCAACAAGGUCCGCCACAAACCCUCGGGUUUGGUCAUGGCCCGGAAGUUAAUCCACCUGGAAAUCAAGCCUGCCAUCAGAAACCAGAUCAUCAGAGAGCUGCAGGUGCUGCAUGAAUGCAACUCUCCCUACAUCGUGGGCUUCUAUGGAGCCUUUUACAGCGACGGAGAGAUCAGCAUCUGUAUGGAGCACAUGGACGGUGGGUCAUUGGACCAGGUUCUCAAAGAAGCCAGAAGAAUUCCAGAAGAAAUACUUGGGAAAGUUAGCAUAGCUGUGUUGAGGGGAUUAGCUUAUCUACGAGAAAAGCACCAAAUCAUGCACAGAGAUGUCAAGCCCUCCAACAUCCUGGUCAACUCCCGUGGGGAAAUCAAGCUGUGUGACUUUGGUGUGAGCGGCCAGCUCAUAGAUUCCAUGGCCAACUCCUUUGUUGGAACGCGCUCCUACAUGUCGCCGGAGAGACUGCAGGGCACUCACUACUCUGUUCAGUCUGACGUGUGGAGCAUGGGCCUGUCCCUGGUAGAGCUGGCGAUUGGCCGCUACCCCAUCCCCCCACCAGACGCCAAAGAGCUGGAGGCAAUCUUCGGUCGUGCUGUUAUGGACGGGGCUGAGGGAGAGGCUCACACCAACAUGCCUAGGCCUAGACCACCAGGCAGGCCUGUGAGCGGACAUGGGAUGGACAGUAGACCUGCCAUGGCCAUCUUUGAACUGUUGGACUACAUUGUCAAUGAGCCACCCCCUAAACUGCCACACGGCGUCUUCACCAGUGACUUCCAAGACUUUGUGACUAAAUGCUUGAUUAAAAACCCAGCAGAGAGAGCAGAUCUAAAGAUGCUUAUGAGUCACACGUUCAUCAAGCGAUCAGAAGUGGAGGAAGUAGACUUUGCCGGUUGGUUGUGCAAAACCAUGGGUCUCAACCAGCCCAGCACUCCCACUCGGGGUACUGAGUGACCCCCGCCCCCCUUACUCUGACACAUUUCUGGGUCUCUCUUCAUACAUAUUCAAAUACUGUGCAUACAUGUACAUGGUCCACACUGCAUGUUGGCACUUUUUUUUUUUUUUUUUCCAUUUGGCUUUUGGGUAAAACAUUUUUAGCUUCCUUUAGGUUUCUUCGUUAGCAGCAGCAGCAGGGUCCGUUGAGUCAUUACUGUACUGUAAGGCCACAUCUUCAC
Nematolebias whitei (Rio pearlfish) is the source of this 1421-nucleotide messenger RNA. It is a transcript of the gene map2k2a, whose product is annotated as mitogen-activated protein kinase kinase 2a. The record is from RefSeq and is a predicted model, not a curated record. Gene Ontology annotation, molecular function: ATP binding; protein kinase activity. The transcript has 11 exons. Gene Ontology annotation, biological process: protein phosphorylation. The coding region runs from base 1 to 1200 and encodes 399 amino acids. Lineage: Eukaryota; Metazoa; Chordata; Actinopteri; Cyprinodontiformes; Rivulidae.